This is a messenger RNA of Sycon ciliatum, 1227 nucleotides long. RefSeq lists its product as uncharacterized. NCBI's taxonomy places the organism in Eukaryota, Metazoa, Porifera, Calcarea, Leucosolenida, Sycettidae. The record is from RefSeq and is a predicted model, not a curated record. The coding region runs from base 1 to 1227 and encodes 408 amino acids. The transcript is spliced from 4 exons.
AUGCGGACAUCGAGUGUGGUUGUGGGCAGCUCGACAAGGGUCUGCGGCGCUCAUUUUGUUGGCGGAAAGCGCUCCAAGGAGCAUCCUAUCCCAACGCUGUUCGCGUGGUCAGCAGCAGAGAAGACGAGGAAAACGCCAAAAGAACGAGUGGCCCUGAAGACACAUCAGGACAAAACGCCCCAACCGUCAGCAGCGAAGCCUGAAACAUGUGAAAGCACUUGUGAGGAGCAGCCAUCACCAUCCCUGUCCAGCGUUGAUGAGCAGAUCAGUGAAGUGCGAACUCAGAUCCAGGAAUGUUUGGAGGAGAACACACGGUUGCGGAUGGAGGUGCAGAAGUUGACACAGGAGAAUGAGGCACUGCGAGUCAAGUUGGAGGAAAUUGCCACAGUACCAGCACCAGAGUUUUCUGUCGCCAGGAUUUGCAACAGUGACAGCCUCACCAAGUUCUAUACUGGUGAACGGCAAAGUCAGUGUGUGAGGGCCUUGGACGAUGAAAACAGCCUGCUCCUUACGUUCAUGAAGUUGCGGCUGGAUUGUCCUAACGAAGACCUGGCUCAGAGGUUUUCAAUCAGUGCAGGUACUGUGAGCCGCAUCUUCACCUCGUACCUUAUGGUCAUGUACCACGCCUUCAAGUCCGCACAGCUACCCGCCUGGCCGUCUAGAGCGCAGAUCGAUGCCGCUAUGCCCCAGAAGUUCCGCGACCUAUACCCCACCACACGCACUAUAAUCGAUUGCACCGAGUUCUCCAUCCAGAUUCCCUCCGACCCCGACACUCAGAGAGUCACCUGGUCAACGUACAAGAAUAGAAACACAUUCAAAGCUCUAGUUUGCAUCACACCCAGUGGAGCUAUCUCGUUCAUCUCUUCCCUGUAUGGUGGGUCAGUUUCUGACCGUGAAAUCACCAAGACGUGUGGAGUGCUGGAUUUGCUGGAUAAAGGUGACUCAGUCAUGGCGGACAAAGGAUUCACAAUCAAGGAACUCUGUGAAGAACGGGGUGCCUAUGUCAACAUACCACCGUUCAUCAAGAAUGGCCAACAGCUGACCGAAAAGGAGUUGGUGCAGACCCGCCGCGUUGCCUCGCUACGCGUUCAUGUAGAACGUGCUAUCGAACGAAUAAAGAACUUUCACAUCCUGGAUUUUAUUCUAUCCGCUCACUUUGACAUUGCUGAUGCCAUAUUUCUGGCUUGCUGUGUGGUUGCCGAUUUUGGUGAUCAGCUCAUUACAUAG